AGGACCCAAACAGAGGAGAAACGUCAGUGGCGGUGCGUUGGCUGUCACCUGGAGCAGGAGGAGGAUGAAACCUGCUGGAAAGUGUCCAACGGAAGACUCCGGGGAGCCGGAGCGGAGAGAGACCGAGACUCCGUUCAGCUUCACCCCGCAGCUCGUCCGCCUUCACAAGGACCACGAGCUGUUCGAGGAUGGAGACAUCCACAGACACAUGUACCUGCAGGACCUCUACAUCUCCCAGGAGGACGAGCCCACAACCAGUGUCUCAGAGUUCGCCUGUCACAUCUCCGGCUGCAGCGCUGUCUUCAGUGCUCUGGAGGAGUACGAGCACCACUACAACUCCCUGCACAGGCACGUCUGCUGCUCCUGCCGUCGCUCACUGCCAAGCGCCCGACUCCUUGACAUCCACAUUCAGGAGUGGCACGACUCUCUCUUCACUGUCCUCGCCCAGAGGCAAGACAUGUACCAGUGUUUGGUCGAGGGCUGUGGACACAAGUUCAGGACGAGUAAUCACAGGAAGGAACAUCUGAUAAAAAUUCACAAGUAUCCUCCAGACUUCAGAUUUGACAAAACCAAAAAGGACAGAGGAACCCGAGAGACAAAGAGGCUGCCACAGAAAGACAUCGCCAUGGAGGAAGUGGGCGAUGUGUGUGAGUCCGAGGGUGUGUGCGAGGUUAUGUGCGAUGUGUUGUCCGAGCAGCCUGAGCCUGGAGAGUCCAUGGAGACGCUGGUGGAGGAAGCAGCUGCUCACUUGACAAAGGCUGCCGAUGCUGGGGAGGACGCAGGUCUCUCUGCUGCGGUACACAGCCAAGAGUGUCCGAACAAAGACACACUGAAACCACAAUACUCCUACAGAGUCCCUUCGACCGUGUGCUUUGGUCACGGCUCCAUCCGAGGCUUCAGAGGACGGCGUGGGAGGAGGAAAUGAAACGCCAGACCUGCGCCUUCUGUUUGAUGCUCCUUUUUAAGACUCAAUACCCUUGUCUAUAGUAACGGAAUGUAUUCACUAUCACAUGUGUCUUUAAUGUAUAAUAAAAAUGGCCUUUGCAAAAAAGAA
This is a messenger RNA of Pleuronectes platessa (European plaice), 1054 nucleotides long. It is a transcript of the gene znf511, whose product is annotated as zinc finger protein 511. The coding region runs from base 65 to 925 and encodes 286 amino acids. The record is from RefSeq and is a predicted model, not a curated record. Lineage: Eukaryota; Metazoa; Chordata; Actinopteri; Pleuronectiformes; Pleuronectidae. The transcript is spliced from 6 exons.